AACCCUGAAUAUAAAAGCCAGUCAGACUGAGAAUACCCACAAACCAACGUGGUCCACUAGUGAGAAAGAGCAGCACAAAAUAGAUAACCAGUAAAGGAGAGCAAGACAGGGACUGGCUAUAAUAAUUCAGACAUUGUUUGGACAAGACCUGCCUAAAGCCACUUCUGCAUUUCCCUUUAUGACCAUUCUGGUCUCAAGCCUCGCUCUGUAAGAGGAUAUCGAUUUGCUCCCACUGAAACUUGCGAACACUAAUGAGCGAGAGCAGCUCUUCUGCUUAUCGAUCGGAGCGCAGUUUCCACCAGACGUCCUCAUCUUCAUCUACAUCCUCAUCAACCCCAUACAUGGAGAAAAGCAGGGGGCUAUUUGCUGAGGACUUUGGAUCAUUCAUGUGUCCCAAGGAUGCAAUGGGCUUUCCAAGUCUGGCUGGGACACCGGGAAAUAUUAAAACUCUUGGUGACACCUACCAGUUCACUGUAGACGUCUGUGAUUUCUCCCCGGAGGACGUGAUCGUUACCACCUCCAACAACCAGAUUGAAGUUCAUGCAGAAAAGCUUGCAACAGACGGCACUGUGAUGAACACAUUUACCCAUAAAUGCCAACUACCGGAGGACGUGGACCCUACUUCAGUGACGUCUUCCUUGGGGCCUGAAGGGACACUCACCAUCAAAGCUCGAAGGCAUCCCGCUAAACUGGAACACGCCCAGACGUUUCGCACGGAAAUCAAAAUUUAAACCUUCUUAACAUUCAGAAUUUUAUUGUGAUUCCAUUUAAGAGCUACACUUCUUUUCUUUAUACGUAUGUAAUCCUUUUUAAUUCCACAUACUUCUCCACAGUAGGACUAUCAAUAAAACACUACAUGGAUUUUCUAGCUUGAUCUCAUGAGAAAUUUGUAAGGAUAUGAAUAAACAAUGGAGGGUGAUGUUUUUGCAUUUGGUCCAAUUUCAUCCAAGUAAAAAAAGGUUGUAAGAAAAGCAAAUGGUAGAAAUUUCCAAAUGUUGAGAUUAUGCAGGGAUUUUCAUCAUAAUGCGAUUUGUUGUUAAGUUAUAGGUCAUAACAGACAUUGUAGGAUUUCAUUGUAAAGACUGCACAAGCCUGUGUAUGAAUAAAUGUAUAUAUAAGUCGAACUGGUCUAUACAAACUCACCACUGUUUGGAAUUAAAAGCACAUCAAUUCUG
This is a messenger RNA of Tachysurus fulvidraco (yellow catfish), 1175 nucleotides long. It is a transcript of the gene hspb7, whose product is annotated as heat shock protein family, member 7 (cardiovascular). Lineage: Eukaryota; Metazoa; Chordata; Actinopteri; Siluriformes; Bagridae. Gene Ontology annotation, cellular component: nucleus; cytoplasm. Bases 252 to 731 code for a protein of 159 amino acids. Gene Ontology annotation, biological process: heart development. The transcript is spliced from 3 exons. The record is from RefSeq and is a predicted model, not a curated record.